UUAUAAAUUGUAUUAUCUAUUUGAAAUAGUUUUACAGGAUUUUUGGACUUAAAUCUUUGAUGGGUCGCUCAUCGUAGGGAUUUUUUGAAUUGGAUAUUCUAGGUUUUCUAGUUCUUGCGUCCCAUAUUUUUGUGAAUAGUCACUGUUUCAUUGAUACUGGUUUGUGCUUUUCUACUUCGAGGAUUUUUUUUUUGCUGAGGAGAGAUUUGAGUGGUCCUUAAUAGUUGGGUCUCCCCGUUUUCUGAUUAAACGCAUGGGUUUCCAAUGAUUUCACUGUUCAAUGUUGCUUCAAAACAAUUUCACUUUGCCUGAUGGGUGCUGGUAAUUUUCUCUAAGUCUUUGGUUAUUUGGGUUUGAAAGUGGAAUCUUUUGUUGUUGUUGUUGUUGUUGCUGUUGGGUUGGAUGGCUAUUGGGUGAAUUUGAAGCAAAGCUGAUAAAAUGAGAAGACAAGUCAUCUUUUUGUUUAAUUUUUGAGUUUGUUGAGAGAGGACAAGUAUUUCUGGGUAUAAGGGGCUCUUGCCUGCUGCAUCAACAAUAUGCAGUAGAACUUUGUUCUGGAUAAAUGUUCUUUGAUUAGAUAGAGCUGGAAUCCCAGAUAUUGUGAUGGAAAAAAGGAAAUGGUUGUGGAAGAGGAAGUCAUCGGAGAGAAGCCCGGGCGAAACUGAAAGUUCAGGAUCAAUAUCUUCACAAUCUGAGAGAUUCUCUGAUGAACAGCAGGACAACUUGAAGGCAUCUCCUAAUAAUGAAACUCAAUCUCCAGAGGUUACAUCAAAAACUGUAGUGAGGGAUGAAGAUGUCAAUGAUAGUGUUAGGAUUCUAACAGAGAAGUUAUCAGCUGCCCUUGUGAAUGUUAGUGCCAAAGAUGACUUGGUAAAGCAGCAUUCCAAAGUUGCUGAAGAGGCUGUUGCAGGAUGGGAAAAGGCUGAAAAUGAAGUAGCAGCUUUGAAGAAACAACUUGAAGCUGCUAUUCAGCAGAACUGUGCUCUGGAAGAUCGGGUGAGUCAUCUUGAUGGGGCACUAAAGGAAUGUGUAAGGCAGCUAAGACAAGCAAGAGAAGAGCAUGAGGAAAAGGUCUACGAGGCUGUGACAAAGAAGACAAUUGAAUGGGAAUCCGUUAAAUCUGAACUUGAAAAUCAGCUUCUUGAACUGAAGACAAAAGCAGAAGCUACUAAGUCAGAAUCUCCGCCUCAAAUUGUUCCGGAUCUAUGGCAUAAGCUUGAAUAUUUGGAGAAAGAUAAUGCAUCCCUGAAGCUUGAAAUCCUGUCUUUAUCUGAGGAGUUGGAACUCAGAAUAAUUGAAAGGGACUUGAGUACUCAAGCAGCUGAAACAGCAAGCAAGCAACAUUUGGAUAGCAUAAAGAAGGUAGCAAAACUCGAGGCUGAGUGUCGGAGGCUAAAAGCCGUGGCUUGCAAAUCAUCAUCACUUAAUGAUCAUAAAACUUCUAUUGCCUCCUCAAUGUAUGUUGAAUCCCUCACUGAUAGUCAAUCAGACAGUGGGGAGAGGCUUAAUGCAGUGGAGCUGGAUGCUCACAAAAUAAGUUGCUUGGAACCAUCCAAAUGUGAGCCAAGUUGCUCAGACUCAUGGGCAUCUGCAUUGAUUGCUGAGCUUGAUCAAUUCAAGAAUGAAAAAGCUGUUAAUCGAAAUCUUCCAGCCUCAUCAAUUGAAAUUGAUCUCAUGGAUGAUUUUCUUGAAAUGGAACGACUUGCUUCUUUGCCUGAGAAUGAAAGUGGAACUCAUCAAUCUGAACCAGAACCUGUUGCCACACAAUCUACUGAUGUAGAAAGCUCAUUACGAGCUGAGCUUGAAAUAAUGAUUCAUCGGACAGCUGAGUUGGAAAAACAGCUACAGAAGAUGGAAGGGGAAAAAGUUGAAUUGGAAGAAAAGUUAGAGAAAAUACUAGUAGAAAGAACUGAAUUGGAGAUGUCCCUCACCAUAAGUCGGGAAAAGAAUGAAGAAUUUCAAAUUCAACUGGGGGAGGCUGAACUAAAGAUGAAGCAGCUGCACCAGGAAUUAUCUAUCGCUAAUGAAUCAAAGCAACAAAUUGAAUCUCAACUUGUUAGCAUGGAAGUGGAGGCCCGGACCAUGGCUUCAAAGGUUGAUUCAUUAGAAGCAGAGUUGGAAAAAGAGAAGGUUCUAUCAGCAGAACUUGCUGUCAAGUGUCGGACACUAGAAGAAGAGCUCUCUGAAAAGAACAAGGAAGUCGAACUCCAGAAAUCUGCUAGCUCAAAUGGUGAACUGAAGAUAAAACAGGAGGACUUAGCUGUAGCUGCUGGGAAACUUGCUGAAUGCCAGAAAACAAUAGCAUCUCUAGGGAAGCAACUGAAAUCUCUAGCAACCUUAGAGGACUUCUUGAUUGACACGGCAAGCCUGCCAGAAUUCACUGCAGGAGGAGCAUUGAUGCCUAAAGCUACUGAAGAACCAUGGAAGUUGCAUUCUAGUGACACAUUAUCACCUAAAAGGGAUUCCAGCUCUUCAAGAAUAGCCAGUGAGAAUUCUGGUCCUUCAGUGAAUAAAAAUGAAGGGCACUCGACCCCCUCAUCAUCAUCAUCAGCUUCAUCAGUCUCAUCGAUUCACAUUAAUUCUGAGAAGAACCGAAAUGGCUUCGCAAAAUUUUUCUCUCGAAACAAGAAUGGAAUACAGCUAGAAAUUUAGCAAGUAGGAAAAGAGGAAAAACAAACUAUAUAUGGUUUCUUGAUUGUAAAAGCAGGAAACUUGUUAAGCAGUUGAUUAAGUGCUAUUUAAUCAUCAGUAGUACUUGUUCUACUUGAUUUAAUUAUACAUAAUGAUGUUUAGGAAUUCCACAUUCGAGCAAAUUUCAAAUGUUUUGGUCAUGUAUUCAUAUACAGCAUUGAAAAUGCUUCUGUUGUUUUCAGGAUUAA
Jatropha curcas is the source of this 2879-nucleotide messenger RNA. Its product is annotated as filament-like protein (DUF869). NCBI's taxonomy places the organism in Eukaryota, Viridiplantae, Streptophyta, Magnoliopsida, Malpighiales, Euphorbiaceae. The record is from RefSeq and is a predicted model, not a curated record.